Molecule: messenger RNA, 2386 nt
Organism: Ahaetulla prasina
Lineage: Eukaryota; Metazoa; Chordata; Lepidosauria; Squamata; Colubridae
Gene: SHLD1
Product: shieldin complex subunit 1
Exons: 3
Coding region: 32-970 (312 amino acids)
Biological process (GO): positive regulation of isotype switching; negative regulation of double-strand break repair via homologous recombination; positive regulation of double-strand break repair via nonhomologous end joining
Cellular component (GO): site of double-strand break
Source: RefSeq, a predicted model, not a curated record
CUGUGCCGGCAGGGGAAGGCGAGAACUGCGGAUGGAAGCCGGUCGGGAUGCGGCAAAAGCACCAGUUGGCUCUCGCUUCCUCCGUCUGGCAACCACCUUCCCCCGCAGGGAGGAGGAGGAGGAGGAGGAGGACGGCGGCUUUCAACGUCAGCGGCAGUCGCGAGGAAGAAAAAAAGGGGCGCGGCGCUCAGUUGUUCAAGUUGACGCCUCAGCUUCUCCCCGGCCUAAACCGGUUACAGCCGCCCGGCUGAAACCGCCGUCGCCGGGCGGCGAGGAAGGGAAACAAGCGGCACCAAGAGCACUGAUGGAACGGAAUGGAAGCCAAAGAGCCUCAAGUUCCCAAUCUGAGGAAAGCAGCCUGCUGGACUUGCCUGAUGACAUAACUCCAGAAAGCUUUCUAUUGAAGCCAAACCCUGUGGAAGAUGAAGCGUUUGAUUUAACGCUACCAGCAAUUGACGCAGGUUAUUUCCCGACAGAACCCAGCAAUCGGUUUCUCCCAGGGCCGGAUGCCAAAGGCAACAUCACUCAGUGGCCUUACCGCUAUGAGAGGAGAGAGCCUGUCAGCUGCGAGAACACAGAACACCUUCAACACAGUGAAAUUGCGGUUCCUGAGCAAAGGGGAGAAGGGGAAUCCACCCUUAGAAAAUCUCUGGACACAUUCUACAGGACUUUGUGCCAGAAGAAGCCAUCUGGAGGGAGUCCAAGAUAUGAAUCAACUUCACAGUGUUUGUCUCUUAAGACUGUGGAUCUUGCAGGCAAAGAGGGAAUGAAAUUUGUAGUGAAGAAUCUCCAAAUUGCUCAAAUGGUUUUGAACAGAGAGGAGAAUAAAAUCUUUCCUCAGCCUCCCUGCAACCACUUCUGCCUUUUGACUCCUGUCAGUGCCGAUGCUAAUUCAGAGAAAGGAAAAGCAAUCCCUGGACUCUCGGAUGAUGUCCUUCAAUUUAUCUUAAAACAGAAUGCACUGAAAUGAUGCUGAGCCUGAGCAUAUUUCUAAAAUCGUAAGAAUCGAUAAGAUUUCUUUAGCUAGGGAAUGAAUUGUUAAUAACAACUUGAGAGAACCAAGAAUAUAAAGAAGGCGCAUGAUUGAAUUGAAAAAUAUCGUAAAGCAAUUGCUUUUAAUUAUUCCUCAUGUCAGUGAUUGGAGAGUACAUUUUCUGUACGCAAAAAAAGCUCGAGACUCAGACUUGAUUAUGUCCAAUAUUAACAAUUCCCUUUCUUCUAAGAAUAGAACUGGAUUUGAAAAUGUUCUGUUUGAAAACUAAUAGGCUUUCGGGUUAAAAUAUAAACUGAGAAAUAAUUGCUUCUACUUCUAAAUGAAUUCAUGAGAGGAGAUAAGCUUUGCAAAGAAUAGCCUUGUCCUAAUGGAGAAACCAGCAUAGCCUGUUGAUACGGUUCCUUAUGAUCCUAAAUGUAUUCCUUCAAAUGUUGCUUGAGACUAAUAGGAGUCGAAAUUCACAUUUAUAAGGUGACAGGUUGCUCUCCUUGCGCUAAUAGAUUAAUCUGCUAACCUCCCCAUCUUGGAACGCUUCAUCUUUUGUAAUUUUAUAAUAGUGUUUUAUAUAUUUUUAAAUUUUUCAAUCUUAAAUGUUUCUGUUUUUAAUGCUUAACUUUAUUGAUUAAAUUGUACACUGCCUAGAGCUCCUCUCCAAGAAAGAUGGGCAGUUAAAAAGCUAAUUCAUAUUUUGGAAUGUGUACACAGAAAGAGGUUUCUCUUUUCCCCCUGGGAGAAUAAUUGAUUUUGCUAUUUUAAAAUUUGCUGCUUGAAUACUGAAUUCUGUGUUUCAGGCAUGCAUCAGGUAACAUGAUAUAAAUGGAACGUAUUACACUCCCUUUUCCUUUUCAUACCUGCAGACAUUGUAAAUACACCGAUGAACCAUACGAUGUAAGAUCCAGGGAAUUGGCCCCUGGAAGGGUGCUUCUAUGUAUUUUUAUGUAUAAGAUCUUGUUGAAUCUGAUGCAUUUAAGAACCUCUCAUUAAAGGAACCCAAAAGCUUAGACCAUCACUUUUUCCACUGAUAACAGUUCCACUGAAUGGCCUACACUAGGCUUUUGGCCCUUCCUUCUCCCACAACUUGGUUGAUAAAAUUAGCUCUAAAUUAAAACCUGUGGCAAGUUUAAAAUGCAUAUAGAAAAAUUAUUUUUAUAGUUAUGUUUCAUAUGAUAUCCAGAAGAGGAAAUAUAAAAUUGCUUCUUACACAAAACAGCACUGCAAAAUUGCUUCUUCUAUUCAAAUUUGCUUAUAUUAAGAGUCCAUUAUAUUAUGCGGGAGAUGAUGCAGUUUGUCACAUAGGAUGGUUUUAUCCCUUUGGUCUCAAAUAGAGGACCAAUGUACGGUUUGUAUCUAAAGGGAAAAUGGCAUUUUCCAUUCAGGGAUGUACUGCAGAAA